GAAACUGAUUUUGAUAUUAGCUUCCCUUGUGAGUGACCCAACGGAUUUUGAAAUUUCUCUAUCCUCAACCCUCCUCUCUCCUUGAGACACACAUACCACAAAGCUGAUUGAUUGUUCUUUUCACUCAACAGUUUCUCUCUCUCUCUCCAAAAAAAACUCUUGUACUGAGCUCAGGGCUGGGUGGAGGUGGUUGGCAUUGCACAGAACAAGAGAGAAAUAAUAAAGAAAACCCAAUUUCUUGAUCUUGUUUUUAUUGCUCUGUUUUCCCUUACAAAUUCAGUCUACCCUCUCUUUUCGGACCCAUUUUGGCUUGUUUUUGUGACUCAACUGGCUUUACGUGAAAGAAGAAUGAGACCCAUCAGAAGGAAGAGAGGGGAAAGGGAAAAGCCAUGUCUUUGAGCAGCAGUGGCGAUACCUGCUUCUUGGGGUGUGAGAAUUGACUUAUAGAGUGUAGAAAUUUCAACGCGGUAAUGAGUCGAGAGCAGAAGCGGGGGAAGCAGGACAAGGGUUCUGACGAUGUCCAGAAGGUGAUUGUUGCUGUGAAGGCUUCCAAAGAAAUUCCUAAAACUGCAUUGGUUUGGGCGUUGACUCAUGUUGUUCAUAUUGGAGAUUGCAUAACUCUGCUUGUUGUUGUCCCUUCUCAAACCUCUGGUAGAAAAUUCUGGGGUUUUCCAAGAUUUUCCGGUGACUGUGCCAGCGGUCAAAAGAAAUCUCACUCUGGGACAACCUCGGAGCUGAAAUAUGAUAUUAGUGAUACCUGCUCGCAGAUGAUCCUGCAGCUUCAUGAUGUUUAUGAUCCAAAUAAGAUAAAUGUGAAAAUUAAAAUUGUUUCUGGGUCACCUAGUGGGGCUGUUACUGCAGAGGCUAAGAGAGUUCAUGCUUCCUGGGUUGUAUUAGACAAACAGCUCAAACAUGAGGAGAAAUGCUGCAUGGAAGAGUUACAAUGCAACAUUGUGGUAAUGAAGCGAUCUCAGCCUAAAGUUCUUCGCUUGAACCUGGUUGGGUCUGGAAAAAAGGAACCAGAAGUGCUCUCUCCCUUACCUUUUGAUAUAGAUGAAGGGUCUGAAAGCCAUCACAAAGAACAUAAUGAUCCUCUAGAUUUUAUUCGAGGACCGGUUGUGACCCCCAGUAGCAGUCCAGAGUUGGGCACGCCUUUUACUGCGACCGAAGCUGGAACGUCGUCGGUGUCGAGCUCCGAUCCUGGAACUUCACCAUUUUUCAACUCUGAAAUGAAUGGAGAUACAAAGAAAGAGGAAUUGUUUGUUAUCAAGGAAAAUAAAGAAGUAGAUGCAGCUAGUUCAGACUUGGAUAUUGAAAAUUUAUCUGUAUCUUCAGGGAGCUUAAGAUUCCAACCAUGGAUGACAGAAUUUCUAAGUUCUUCUCAUCUUCAAUCCUCACAACACAUAACUGGAAGGUCACAGAGAUUUGAUGAUAUGAACCAAAUGUCAACAAGAAAAGCUUUUCAACCAAAGUUUUCAAAACUUGAUCGAGAAGCUCGAAUUGAAAUGUCAAGCCAUAGAAGUGACAAUGAUUUUCAUGGGGACGUUCGAGAUGCAGUUUCGUUAUCCAGGAACUCGCCACCAGGACCCCCUCCAUUAUGCUCAAUAUGUCAACACAAGGCACCAGUUUUUGGGAAGCCUCCAAGGUGGUACAGCUACGCUGAGCUUGAGCUCGCUACAGGUGGAUUUUCACAAGCCAACUUUCUUGCAGAAGGGGGAUAUGGAUCUGUUCACAGAGGGGUACUCCCGGAUGGUCAGGUGGUUGCUGUCAAGCAGCACAAACUAGCUAGCUCUCAGGGAGACCAUGAAUUUUGUUCAGAGGUCGAAGUUCUUAGCUGUGCACAACAUCGAAACGUUGUGAUGUUGAUUGGCUUUUGUAUAGAGGAGAAAAAAAGGUUACUGGUUUAUGAGUACAUCUGCAAUGGCUCAUUGGAUUCUCAUUUAUAUGGACGCCAACAAGAGCCAUUAGGAUGGACUGCACGGCAGAAAAUUGCUGUGGGAGCAGCGAGGGGGCUACGAUAUCUCCAUGAAGAAUGUAGAGUAGGUUGCAUUGUUCACCGGGAUAUGCGGCCGAACAACAUUCUUAUCACCCAUGAUUUUGAACCACUGGUUGGAGAUUUUGGCCUUGCGAGGUGGCAGCCUGAUGGCGAUACCGGCGUUGAGACAAGAGUUAUUGGAACAUUUGGGUAUUUGGCUCCGGAGUAUGCUCAAAGUGGCCAAAUCACAGAGAAAGCUGAUGUUUAUUCCUUUGGGGUAGUACUGGUGGAGCUAAUCACCGGAAGAAAAGCUGUGGACCUUGGUCGGCCGAAAGGUCAACAGUGUCUCACUGAAUGGGCACGCCCCUUGUUGGAUGAACUUGUCAUUGACGAACUGAUUGAUCCGAGGUUGGGGAAUAGCUUCACGGAGCAUGAGGUGUACUGCAUGGUGCACGCCGCAUCGUUAUGCAUCCGAAGGGAUCCUAACGCCAGGCCUCGUAUGUCACAGGUUUUACGGAUUCUGGAGGGCGACCUCGUCGUGGAUGCUAAUUACUUGUCAACUCCGGGAUACGAUGUGGGAAAUCGGAGUGGACGGAUGUGGACCGAACAGCAGCAGCAAAACUACAGUGGCUCCUUAUCAGAAGAGACCAUAGAGAGGUUCAAUGAAAAGGUGUGUGUUGAGAGCUUAAGACCAAGUUACUGGGAAAGGGACAAGACAAGGAGGACUUCAAGUGGAAGUGAUUUGUAAAAAAGUGGGUAAGGAUUCUUAGAAUAUAUGCUAUACUGCAUCCUUUUAUAUACUGAAUUUGUACUUCCCCGAUUCAUUCUUUUGGGCAAUUCUUUUUUUCUUCACUAAAAGCUUUUGUUUGUGCAUAGUUUUAGUAUUAUUAGUCACUGGAAAAUAUAAGGGUUCUUUUUUGUGUAAGUUCUUUAGGAAAGUUGUGUAAGGUAAAAAACCUGUAUGAAGGUGAUCUCCUAACUUCACACAUUUGAA
Cucurbita maxima (winter squash) is the source of this 2969-nucleotide messenger RNA. Its product is annotated as inactive protein kinase SELMODRAFT_444075-like. NCBI's taxonomy places the organism in Eukaryota, Viridiplantae, Streptophyta, Magnoliopsida, Cucurbitales, Cucurbitaceae. The transcript has 10 exons. The record is from RefSeq and is a predicted model, not a curated record. Gene Ontology annotation, molecular function: ATP binding; protein kinase activity. Gene Ontology annotation, biological process: protein phosphorylation. The coding region runs from base 471 to 2723 and encodes 750 amino acids.